AUGAUAUCUAAUGAAACCUGUAUUAAUUUUACAAGAUGUUUAACUAUAAUAAAAAAUGGACAGGGAAUAAAUUUUGGUUUUAAUAAAUAUUGUGGUUCUAAUGUUGGUCCGGAACAAUCUUUUCAACCACAAUUUAUUUUUCUUUCUAUUGAUUAUUAUACAAAAAUCGUUCAUAUACAAUAUGAAUUAGCUCAUUCAUUAGCAUGA
Messenger RNA from Strongyloides ratti, 207 nucleotides. RefSeq names its product Astacin-like metalloendopeptidase. The coding region runs from base 1 to 207 and encodes 68 amino acids. The transcript has a single exon. The record is from RefSeq and is a predicted model, not a curated record. Lineage: Eukaryota; Metazoa; Nematoda; Chromadorea; Rhabditida; Strongyloididae.